AUGGAACUCAGGAAGUGGAACUCUAACACAUGGGAAUUGUUAUCAAACUCUAAAAGUGAAAUACCUCUUACGUCCAAAGAGGAGGUGAAAACACUGGGCAUUCGUUGGAACCCGCAGGAAGAUAUGUUUAAAUUUAAAGUGACAAUACCUAGCGGAUUCUGUAAAUCUAAACGUGCCAUUCUUUCAACUACUGCCCAAAUUUACGAUCCAUUAGGUCUCAUAGGGCCAGUUGUAGUAAAGGCCAAGCUGUUUAUGAGGAGACUGUGGAAGUUGAGCGUGAAUUGGGAUGACAAAUUGCCGAGUGAAUUUGUAAGCGAAUGGAAUGCUUAUAAAGAAAGACUAGAAACUAUGGAAGAAAUACAGAUACCACGUCAAGCGGUAAUUAAAGGCGUCAUCGAAGUGGAAAUGCAUGGAUUCUGUGAUGCGUCGCAGGUAGCUUAUGGAGCCUGCAUUUAUUUGUGUUCUAAAGACUCUACGGAAAAAAGAACCGUACGAUUACUAACGUCCAAAUCACGUAUAGCUCCUAUGAAGACUAUUUCAAUUCCGAGAUUAGAAUUAUGCAGCGCAGUACUACUUGCGAAACUUGCUAGCAAAAUAAAAAGCGUUAUGACAUUUUCGAUAAGCAAGUAUGUCUAUUGGACUGAUUCUAGUAUUGUUCUUCACUGGAUUCGAGGUGAGCCAAACAACUACAAGGUCUUUGUAGCGAAUCGUGUUGUAGAAAUUCAAGGUCUAACGCAUCAAGAGGAGUGGCGUCAUGUAAGGACAAAAUCCAAUCCUGCGGAUAUGCUGUCUCGAGGGGUGGAUCCUCGUGAAUUACCCCAUUCAGAAAUGUGGUGGUCGGGGCCACCGUGGUUGCAAGAAAUUCCGGAUCAAUGGCCACAGAAUAUCAAUGUAGACAUACUGGAAAAGCACCGUUCGGACACUAUCACCAAGAAAGAGAAAUCAUAA
Molecule: messenger RNA, 948 nt
Organism: Cyphomyrmex costatus
Lineage: Eukaryota; Metazoa; Arthropoda; Insecta; Hymenoptera; Formicidae
Exons: 2
Coding region: 1-948 (315 amino acids)
Source: RefSeq, a predicted model, not a curated record